CUUAGGCAUUUUGGAAAUGACUCGCUACGCGCAGCUCGUGAUCGGGCCGGCGGGCAGCGGCAAGUCGACGUAUUGCUACCAUUUGCAGCAGCAUUGCAACACGAUCGGGCGGAACCUGGAUGUGAUCAAUCUCGAUCCAGCGGCGGAGGAUUUCAAAUACGCGGUUGCUGCAGAUAUAAGAGAGCUUGUUCCUCUGGAGGAUGUGAUGGAAGAAUUUAACUAUGGACCAAACGGAGGCCUCAUCUAUUGCAUGGAAUAUCUUGAAGAAAAUAUGGACGACUGGCUUGCGGAGAAACUAGAAGACUAUAUCGACGAUGACUACGUUGUCUUCGACUGUCCAGGUCAGAUUGAGCUCUACACACACAUCCCCGUGUUUAAAAGCCUCGUCGAGCAACUUAAGCGCUGGGAUUUUAAUCUGUGCGCUGUCUACCUCCUUGAUUCUCAGUUUGUUUCUGAUGUGACCAAGUAUAUAAGUGGAUGCCUGUCGUCCUUGUCUGCUAUGGUCCAACUCGAGCUUCCUCAUGUGAAUGUCCUCACGAAGAUGGAUCUCGUGGCUAAGAAAAAAGACAUCGAAGACUACCUUGACCCUGAUCCGGUUUUCUUACUGUCGGAGAUGAAUGCAAAUACCGCUCCACGAUACGGAAAGCUCAACGCCGCACUCGCAGAAUUGAUUGACGAUUACAGGAUGGUCAACUUCGUACCUCUGGACGUCACAAGCGAAGACAGUUUGCAGUAUCUUCUCUCCACUAUCGACAAUGCGAUUCAGUAUGGAGAGAACAGUGAAGUCAAGAUAAAGGACUACGAUCCUGAUAUCGGCGAUGGCAUGUCGUUCAACAUGGAUGCUGAUAUCGAGACGGAUAACUUCUAACUUCUAGUAGUAUGUAACAUACUUUCCGGUGCUAAUUCAGUUUCGAAAUGUUGUAUAGCAGUACAUAGGCCGCAGAAUUUCGGGGUUCUGCAUCCAACAGCUGCUUUGCUGCUAGAGCACCAUAUUCCUUGUCAGUGUGGACCUCACAAGCACCAAGUAGGCUCCUCCAGGCUGAAGCAUCAGGUUGAACCGGCAUGGCAGACAUGAAGCUUGCAGCUUGCUUCACCCGGCCGGACUUGGCGAGCAAGUUGACCAUGCAUCCGUAGUGCUCGGGAGUUGGCUCUAGAUGGUGGUCUCCCUGCAUGGAGAGAAAGUAGCUCCAUCCUUCGUCGGCCAGUCCGGCAUGAGAGCAGGCAUGAAGAACAGAAGUGAACGUAACAAUAUUCGGCAGCACGCCGUCCUGAUUCAUCGUCCAGAACAGGUUGCGAGCUCUGUCUUCUUCGCCGUUACGUGCAUAAGCCGCAACAAUUGAAGACCAGGAAACAACGUUUUUACUUGCGACACUCUCGAAAGCAGUUUGAGCAGCCUCCAAGUUUCCACAGCCUCCAUACAGACAUAUAAGAGAGUUUUGUACGACGUCCGAGCAGCAUCCAGUGGCAAGACUGCGAGAGUGGACUUCCCGGCCCGUGGUAAAGUCACCAAAGUUGGCACAGACAGCAAGAACAGUACCGGCCUCGAGAUUUAGAUCCUCCUGUGCGUUGGCUACUAUCAUGGUGUUCCAGGUGAUCACGUUGGUAGUGCGGUUUGUUGCCUCGAUAAACACUCUCGUCGCGUUUUCGAGGCUUCCACACUUGGCAUACAUGUUGAUGAGCGCGUUGACGACGGACGUGUGGGACAGGUGCUCGAACAAGAGUCCAGGAGAGUGAUGAGCGUGACAUCGUUGGGGCGCAUUUGAUUCUCCACCAUCUCCAGGUACAAUGCAAACGCUUUCUCCUCGCAAUGGUUCUGUGCAUACGCUCCGAUCAUUGCAUUCCAGCAAACAAUGUCUUUGUCCAUUAUCCGAUCAAACACCUGCCUUGCGUCGUCUACA
Molecule: messenger RNA, 1898 nt
Organism: Selaginella moellendorffii
Lineage: Eukaryota; Viridiplantae; Streptophyta; Lycopodiopsida; Selaginellales; Selaginellaceae
Product: GPN-loop GTPase 3
Exons: 11
Coding region: 17-868 (283 amino acids)
Molecular function (GO): GTPase activity
Source: RefSeq, a predicted model, not a curated record